UCCACUUUCAGUAAUCGAUACACAUCCUGAGAAGCAGUGUGUCGCCCCGUGUCGUUGAGGCUGUGACUAGCGAAAUGUUCUGAAGGUUUUGUGAACUUCUACAUCUAAUAAUUUUCGAAUGAAACGUUAUUACGGAAAAGUUUAAUAAGGUGUAUAGUAGUACACUGAGUGGCUGAACAUAUUGUGACAUCACAUCUCUGUGCUCGGGAACGCUGAAGAACUUCACAAACUUUGUGUAUAAAACCAAGUAAAGGAAGCUUGAAGCUGUCUCCAGCGGUCACACCCCGGUUCAGUCACACACCCCGUGACCUGCCACGGUCCAGUCACACACCCCGUGACCUGCCACGGUCCAGUCACACACCCCGUGACUCCUACGGUCCGCUUACCCUGGAGACCCUGCCAAAGGAUACCUCUAUAGUCCUCCCAGGACAUCAAGCAGGAGCAAUGAUCAGGACGUCGUCGUCGGUGACGUCGUUGGACGAGAUCAGCGCUAGUUAUGACGUAGAAGUUGUCGACCCUACCUUUGUGCCAAAGGUGGUAGCGAUUCUGUAUGGGCACAGGGCAUCCAUAGAGUCUGUGGUGGACACUGAGCUGGGUACAGAGUCCAGAGUACUCGUACUCUACACUGGUGGCACCAUUGGCAUGGUACGCAAUGACAGGGGAAAGCUGGCGCCCAUACCCCAGGAGCUGGAGGCCAACAUCCGCCGGUACCCACACAUGCAUGAUGAGACCUAUGCUACCAAACGCUUCAAUGGCCUCAACAACCCUCCUCUUGUUCUCCCGGACUGCAAGGAGAAGCGUCGAGUGGUGUAUUGGGUUUAUGAAUAUGAUCCCCUCCUAGACUCCUCCAACAUGACAAUGGAUGACUGGAUCCGAGUUGCUAAGGAUAUUCGGGGUGUGUACGAAAUGUUUGACGGGUUUGUGGUGUUGCAUGGAACGGACACUCUGGCCUAUACUGCUUCAGCUCUUUCCUUCAUGCUUGAGAACUUGGGCAAGCCUGUCGUCAUAACUGGUUCCCAGAUCCCCAUUUUUGAGACUCGAAGUGAUGGAAGAGACAACUUCGUAGGGUCAGUGAUAAUGGCAGGGAGCUACACUAUUCCUGAAGUGACGGUAUUCUUCAACAACAAGCUGUACCGGGGAAACCGCACCGCUAAAGUAUCUACAGGCAGGCUGCAAGCUUUUGAUUCCCCAAAUAUGUCCCCGCUGGCUAUUGCUGGCAUCUCUAUUCAAGUUGAUUACCGCUCUGUGUUCCGUCCAACCUGCCUGGAGAAAUUCACGGUGUUUGACAGUCUGAACCGCCAUGUGGGUAUUCUGCGGAUAUUUCCCUCCAUUUCUGCUGAUACGGUUCGUUCAUUCCUGCAACCUCCCAUGGCUGGAGCAGUGAUUCAGACCUAUGGUGCUGGCAACAUGCCUUCUAACCGAACUGAUAUUAUGGAAGUACUAAAAGAGGCAACUGAGCGAGGAGUUAUCUUGGUCAACAUUACGCAGUGUAUGCACGGUUCUGUUGAUACAGUGUAUGAGACAGGAGAGGGCUUAGUGGAGGCAGGGGUGAUGGCCGGUCUUGACAUGACCCCCGAGGCAGCCCUUACCAAACUCAGUUAUGUCUUGGCCAAGAAGGAGUGGGACAACGAGACCAAGAAAGUGAUGAUGACUACUAACCUACGAGGUGAAAUGACCGCAGUCAGCCAGGAAGACGAGAUGGAAACUAGGGAAUUGGAUGUCAUAAGUUCCAUUGCUCGUGUUCUCCAAUUGUCCUCCAGUGAUGACAUUGAACAUGUCAAGGAGCUUCUAAUUCCUACGCUAUUCUUUACUGCGAUUGUAAAUGCAGACAUAGCACGCCUUGACGAAAUUUACCAUAACGGCAUAGAGAUAAAUCUGCAGGAUGCGUCUGGCUGGACAGCUCUACACAUGGCAUGUAAUGAAGGCCUGAGUGAGGUUGUGACCUGGUUGCUUCAACACGGUUCUUCAGUUCACGUCCGAGACAAGUUAGGACGUACACCCCUCAGUGUGGCAAUUGAGAAUGACUACCACAAGAUAAUUGGCCUGCUAAUCAGGACAGGAGCACAUUUGACCGAUUCUCCAACAAGACUUGGAGAGGCUGUUGUGACUGCAGCGGCAGCUGGCCAUGCACAGAGACUCUUGUCCUAUCGACUGGCUGAAGCAGACCUCUCGUGUACUGAUCCCUGUGGCCGCACCGCCCUACAUGCUGCUUGCACUGUGGGAUCGGAAGAAUGUAUUCGUGUACUGCUAGAUGCUAACGUCCCUACUGAUGUGCGCGACCGCACCGACCUCACACCAAUCAUGUGUGCUGAGAUUAACAAUAACCACCACUUGGUAGAACUAAUAGCUGCUCAUGAGGCAAGAAAUGGAUAAAGAGGAGGAGAUGCGUCACAGCAUGAGGUCCUGAAGACCAUCACUAAGGGGUAAAGACUUUCUGGCUUCCAUCUGUGGCAAUGCAUCUUAAUGUGUAGAUCUACAUAUCCACAUGUGCUCCACCACUCCAAUUAUCAUGUGGUCGACUUCCAUCAUGCCUGCAGAUGUCAUCAAGCUACCCCACACCAGAAGUCGGUAUUAUGAAGUCUACAGUUGUUCUCGUGCAAACCUCAAUAAGUAAUGUUAUCCAGUGCG
Procambarus clarkii (red swamp crayfish) is the source of this 2628-nucleotide messenger RNA. Lineage: Eukaryota; Metazoa; Arthropoda; Malacostraca; Decapoda; Cambaridae. The record is from RefSeq and is a predicted model, not a curated record.